AUGGAGCGGGAGCUCAAGGCUGCCGGCGUGACCUCGGUGGACGCUAAGAUCCAGAAGGCUCGAGCGAACGCCAAGGGGGGCGGAAAGAAGGGCAAGGGCAAGAAAGACGACUCCGACAUCAGCGACGACGACGACAGCGACGACGACAGCGAUGAUGCGCUCCUGCCCGGCGAGGAGGAGGAGGACACCGACAGCGAGGCCGAGGAGAUCGAAGACGACAGCGAGGACGAGGACGACUCCGAGGAUGAUGAUGAUGAAUCCGAGGGGGAUGAGGAUGAUGACUCCGAGGAGGAGGAAGAAGACGAGGAUGAUGAUGAGGAGGAGGAAGAAGAAGAAGAAGAGGACGAAGAGGAGGAGAAGGAGGACAUCGCCCCCGACACAGGCGCGUUCACCGAGCGCGCGGUGGUCAAGGGCAAGAAUGGCGAAAAGGACACCACGUUCAGCGCCGCCAACUUCACCGAGCUCAACCUCUCCCGCCCGCUGGUCAAGGCGUGCGGCGCCCUCGGCUACGCCUCGCCCACGCCCAUCCAGGCGGCGGUCGUCCCGCUCGCGCUCACCGGGAGGGAUAUCUGCGGCCGGGCGGUGACCGGAUCGGGUAAAACCGCGGCGUUUAUGUUACCGUGCCUGGAACGCAUGCUCCACCGCGGCCCCAAGCCCGUCGCCGCUACGCACGUGCUGGUCCUCGUGCCCACUCGAGAACUCGCCGUGCAGGUGCACCAAAUGACCGAGCGACUGGCGCAGUUCACCUCCGUCCGCGCCGCGUUGGUCGUCGGAGGUUUGAGCGCCAACGUGCAGGCGACGAGCCUUCGCUCCCGGCCGGAGGUGGUUGUCGCGACGCCGGGGCGCCUCAUCGAUCACGUGCGCAACACGCACAGCGUUGGCCUCGAGGACCUCGCCACGCUGGUGCUGGACGAGGCCGAUAGGCUGCUGGAGAUGGGUUUCCUGGAGGAGAUUCGCGAGAUUGUCCGACACUGCCCUAAGCGAAGGCAGACCAUGCUGUUCUCCGCCACGCUCACCUCGGGCGUCGAGGAGCUCGCCGAGUUUUCGAUGAAAAAUCCCGCGCGUCUCAGCGCAGAUCAGAUCGGAACCACCCCCGGCACCCUCACCGAGGAGGUGCUCCGGCUAAGGCCGGGCGCGGCGGCGAUGAAGGAGGCUCACCUCCUGGCCAUCGUCGCGAGGACGUUUACAAAGCGGUGCAUAAUCUUCUCCAGGACCAAACAACAGGCGCACAGGCUCAAGAUCAUCAUGGGCAUUCACGGCCUGAAAGCUUGCGAGCUUCACGGUGAUUUGACGCAGACGCAGAGGCUCGCGGCGCUCGAGGAGUUCAGGACCGGCGAGGCGACGCACAUGGUUGCCACCGACGUAGCCGCCCGAGGUUUGGACAUCGCCGGCGUCGACGCCGUCGUCUCUUACGACGCGCCCAGGACGCUCGCUUCGUACCUGCACCGCGUGGGACGCACGGCACGCGCGGGUCGUAAGGGAACCGCCCUCACGUUCAUGGAGGAGAGCGAUCGUAAGCUGAUCAAGGCUGUAUCCAAGCGCGGGAGCAAGCUGGUGGCGAGAUCGCUGCCCACUCACGUCGUCGAGGACUUUCACGCCAAGAUCGAGGGCAUGGGCGAGGCUAUCAAGGAAGUCGAGAUGGAGGAACGCGCGGAGAAGCACCUGGCACGCGCCGAGAUGGAGGCGAUCAAGGCUGAGAACCUGAUGGAGCACCAGAAGGAGAUUCACUCGCGGCCGCAGAAAACGUGGUUCCAGUCAGAGCGGGAGAAGAAACUGGGGCAGAAGGCGAGCCUAAAGGCGGCGGAGCGCGAGGAC
Messenger RNA from Micromonas commoda, 1815 nucleotides. RefSeq lists its product with no specific name. The transcript has a single exon. The record is from RefSeq and is a predicted model, not a curated record. The annotation marks the transcript as partial. Lineage: Eukaryota; Viridiplantae; Chlorophyta; Mamiellophyceae; Mamiellales; Mamiellaceae. Gene Ontology annotation, molecular function: ATP binding; nucleic acid binding; RNA helicase activity.